This is a messenger RNA of Exophiala dermatitidis NIH/UT8656, 7314 nucleotides long. RefSeq names its product glutamate synthase [NADPH]. The record is from RefSeq and is a predicted model, not a curated record. The transcript is spliced from 4 exons. Lineage: Eukaryota; Fungi; Ascomycota; Eurotiomycetes; Chaetothyriales; Herpotrichiellaceae. Bases 376 to 6834 code for a protein of 2152 amino acids. Gene Ontology annotation, molecular function: FMN binding; glutamate synthase (NADH) activity; iron ion binding.
GGUCCAUUCUUUCACUGCUGGACGCUAGCCAUUGAGCGGCGACCAAAAAGUCCUCGCCAACACUCGAGCCUUCACCCCACACGGCUUGCGACCCAAUUUCUUCUUUUUCUACCCUUCUGCCCACACCCUCCCUCCAUCCUUCUGUUUACCACUCAGCUCCCAUCCAGUCUGUCCUUGCUCUUCGUCAGGCUCGUAGAAACAACGUGUCGGAGCUCAGUCCAUAGAGCAGCAUCUUCGCUGCUAGUUUGUCCAAGCAAUCCCUCCUUGGUCGUCGUCCGCCUCCCGUUCACCCUAGACGACGUCUUGCUGCCCAGAUCUCAGCGCCACCUAUCUUCCAUUCGAACGACCGAAAAGCUGUCGCCCGUCGACCAUAGGAUGGGCCCGGUAGUGGAGGAAGCAUACAAUCAAGAGAUCGAUACAUCCGAGGUGCAGGAAGAGUACACUCCAUAUCAGCCCAACAAGGGCUAUGGAUGGGGUGAGGCUUUGCCCGAAAAGCAGGGCCUGUACGACCCUAGCCUUGAGAAAGAUGCAUGCGGUGUAGGCUUUGCAGCCCAUAUUAAGGGCAAAGCAAGCCACAAAAUCGUGAGCGAUGCUCGAAACCUGCUCUGUAACAUGACCCAUCGUGGCGCGGUCGGUUCCGAUGCACGCGAUGGCGAUGGUGCUGGUGUCAUGACAUCCAUCCCACACAAAUUCUUCGUCAAGAACUUUGCCCGCGAGGUCGGCGUCGAGUUGCCACCUCUAGGUCAAUAUGCUGCCGGGAACCUUUUCUUCAAGCCAGACACUGAGAUGCUGAAACAUGCCACCCUCAGCUUCGAAGAGACUGCGGAGUCACUGGGUCUGCGCACGCUUGGCUGGCGCGAGGUCCCAAGAGACUCUACUCUGCUUGGUCCUGCGGCGUUGUCACGCGAGCCGAUUAUUCUGCAACCGUUCGUUGUUCUUGCUUCCGCAUAUGGGACUGGUAAUAAGCCCGAGACAACCGACCCGGAAAAGUUUGAUUUCAUCAGUUUCGAACGGAAGCUCUACAUCCUCAGAAAGACCGUCUCUCACGAUCCCCGAUGGAAACCGUGGUUCUAUGUCUGCUCCCUUAGCAAUCGAAACAUUGUCUAUAAGGGACAGCUCGCACCGGUGCAGGUGUAUCAAUACUAUCACGACCUGGUGUCCGUCGAUUAUGAAGGCCAUUUUGCUCUUGUUCACUCCCGAUUCUCCACCAACACAUUUCCCUCAUGGGACCGAUCGCAGCCGCUACGAUGGCUUGCUCAUAACGGUGAGAUCAACACGCUUCGGGGCAACAAGAACUGGAUGAGAGCGCGAGAGGGAGUGCUCAGUUCCGAACUUUUUGGCGAAGACUUGGAGAAACUCUUUCCCAUUGUUGAGGACGGCGGUUCUGAUUCGGCAGCCUUCGAUAAUGUCAUGGAGUUACUCGUGAUGAACCGCGUAUUGUCGAUGCCAGAAGCCGUCAUGAUGAUGGUUCCAGAGGCGUGGCAAGGCAAUACCGCCAUGGACCCGGCAAAGGCCGCCUUCUAUGAAUAUGCUGCUUGUUUGAUGGAACCUUGGGACGGUCCAGCUCUGUUCACAUUUUCGGAUGGUCGCUACUGCGGAGCAAAUUUGGAUCGAAAUGGUCUCAGGCCCUGCAGAUAUUAUGUGACUGAUGAUGACAGAAUCGUCUGUGCCUCAGAGGUUGGUACUAUUGCCAUUGAACCCGAGAGGGUUGUCAUCAAGGGCCGUCUGCAGCCGGGCAAAAUGCUGCUUGUUGAUACCGAGGCUGGUCGCAUCAUCGAUGAUGCUGAGUUGAAAGCUACAGUGGCCAACAGGCAACCUUUCCAACAGUGGCUUGACAAGAACCUCAUGAAGAUGCCUAGCAUCUAUGAGUCCCUUGCCAAGGAACUCGAUUUGGGCUUCAAGCUUUCAGCCGAGAGUGUGCAGGAAGACCCUCGACUUCGCGCCUUCGGUUAUUCAUACGAACAGGUCAGUUUGCUCCUGGGCCCUAUGGCCGCCGACUCGAAGGAAGCGCUCGGUUCCAUGGGCAAUGAUGCGCCAUUGGCAGUUCUUGCUCAGCAGCCACGACUGCUCUAUGAGUACUUCAGGCAACUGUUUGCACAGGUGACGAACCCUCCCAUCGAUCCAAUCCGGGAAGCCAUCGUCAUGUCUUUGGAAUGCUAUGUCGGCCCCCAGGGUAACCUUCUUGAGAUGGAUGAAAGCCAGUGUGGACGACUUUUGCUUCCUUCUCCCAUCCUUGAGAUCGAGACUUUCAAUGCCCUUAAGAACAUGAGCCAAUACAACAAGGGUUGGACCGUUCGGACCAUCGAUAUCACUUUCGAGAAGUCUGACGGUAUCGAUGGGUACAUGCAGGCCCUUGAUGACAUCUGUGAUGCGGCGACGACUGCCAUUGAGGAAGGUGACAAGAUUAUCAUUCUUUCUGAUCGAGCCACUUCUGAGAACAGGGUCCCUGUAUCUGCUCUGCUCGCUACUGGCUUGGUCCAUCACCAUCUUGUUCGGAACAAAUGGAGAUCCAGGGUUGCCCUCAUUGUCGAGACCGCCGAGGCUAGAGAAGUGCACCAUAUGUGUGUUCUUGUCGGCUACGGUGCGGAUGGUAUUAACCCGUAUCUGGCCAUGGAAUGUAUUCUGAAGAUGAAUCGGCAAGGCCUCAUCAGAAAGAAGCUUAGCGAUGAGCAACUCAUUGCCAAUUACAAAGCAUCCUGCGACGGAGGCAUUCUGAAGGUCAUGAGCAAAAUGGGUAUCUCCACCUUGCAGUCCUACAAGGGGGCUCAGAUUUUCGAGGCCCUUGGAAUCGAUGACUCUGUCGUUGACCGAUGUUUCGCUGGCACAGCCACUCGUGUCCGUGGUAUGACUUUCGAGCUCAUUGCUGAGGACGCUUUCGCGUUUCACGAGAGAGGGUUCCCUACCCGACACGUUCGCGACAUCCCUGGACUGCCCGAGACCGGCGAAUAUCAUUGGCGUGAUGGUGGUGAAGCCCACAUCAACGACCCUGUUAGUAUUGCCAACAUCCAAGACGCCGUGCGGACAAAGAACGACAAGUCGUACGAAGCCUACUCUAUCUCGGAGUAUGAGCAGAUCAAGAACUGCACCUUGAGAGGCAUGCUUGAUUUCGACUUUGAGCAACGUCAGCCUGUACCCAUUGACCAAGUGGAACCAUGGACAGAGAUUGUCCGACGGUUCGUUACCGGUGCUAUGUCGUACGGUUCGAUUUCAAUGGAAUCACACUCUACUCUAGCCGUGGCCAUGAACCGUCUCGGCGGCAAAUCGAACACUGGCGAAGGUGGCGAAGACCCCGAGCGGAGCGUGAAGAUGGAAAAUGGUGAUUCGAUGCGUUCUGCUAUCAAGCAAAUUGCCUCUGGCCGUUUUGGCGUCACGGCCAAUUAUCUUGCUGAUGCCGAUGAACUCCAGAUCAAAAUGGCCCAGGGUGCGAAGCCUGGCGAAGGCGGUGAACUCCCUGGUCAUAAGGUUUCCGAGCCAAUCGCCCGUACUCGACACUCUACCCCUGGUGUCGGUCUGAUCUCACCCCCACCACACCACGAUAUCUACUCCAUCGAAGAUUUGAAGCAACUAAUCUAUGACCUUAAAUGCUCGAACCCCCGCGCCCGCGUUUCAGUGAAGCUUGUGUCUGAAGUGGGCGUGGGUAUCGUGGCGGCCGGUGUUGCGAAGGCCAAAGCCGACCACAUUCUCAUUUCCGGUCAUGACGGUGGCACUGGAGCUUCCAGAUGGACCGGUAUCAAGUAUGCAGGUCUCCCUUGGGAGCUCGGUCUCGCUGAGACACAUCAAACUCUCGUCCUUAACGACCUCCGUGGGCGUGUCAUUGUGCAGACGGACGGACAGCUCCGCACUGGUCGUGACGUGGCCAUUGCCUGUCUGCUUGGUGCCGAAGAAUGGGGAUUCGCCACGACCCCCCUUAUCGCCAUGGGUUGUAUCAUGAUGAGGAAGUGUCACCUGAACACAUGCCCCGUUGGCAUUGCUACCCAAGACCCUGUUCUGAGACAGAAGUUCCAGGGCACUCCCGAGCACGUUAUCAACUUCUUCUACUACAUCGCCAAUGAGCUCCGCGCAAUCAUGGCUCGCCUUGGAAUACGAACAGUCAACGAGAUGGUCGGUCGUGCUGAGCUCCUCAAAGUGCGCGAAGACCUUCGGACUCCGAAGACGGCAAAUGUCGAUCUGUCUCUCAUCUUGACUCCUGCUCACUCCAUCCGCCCCGGCGUGGCGACAUACAAUGUCCGCAAACAGGACCACAAGUUGCAUACACGCCUGGACAACAAGCUCAUCUCCGAAUCAGAACUGGCAUUGGAGAAGGGUCUGCCGUGUCGAAUUGAGACCGACAUUGUCAACACCGACAGGACCCUGGGCGCGACUUUGUCGUACCAGAUCAGCAAGCGCUAUGGCGAGGCUGGCUUGCCUCAAGAUACUAUUCAUGCCAAUAUCAGAGGCUCUGCUGGUCAGUCAUUUGGUGCAUAUCUUGCUCCGGGUGUGACUCUGGAACUUGAAGGCGACGCCAAUGACUAUGUCGGCAAAGGCCUUUCAGGUGGUCGUCUUAUCAUUUAUCCUCCGCGGGGUGCAGUCUUCAAGGCAGAGGAAAACAUUCUUCUCGGCAAUGUCUGUCUUUAUGGCGCCACCAGCGGCACCUGCUACUUCCGUGGUGUGGCGGCAGAGCGAUUUGCCGUUCGAAACUCUGGCGCUAAUGCAGUAGUUGAAGGAGUUGGCGACCAUGGUUGCGAGUACAUGACUGGUGGUCGUAUUGUUAUUCUCGGCUCGACAGGCCGUAACUUUGCUGCCGGUAUGUCUGGUGGUAUCGCCUAUGUCCUAGACAUGAACCAGGACUUCCAUUCCAAGAUUAACAGGGAGAUGGUGGAAGUGUCUGGAGUCGAAGAACCGUCCGAGAUUGCUUUCCUCCGUGGCAUGAUCGAGGAUCAUCACCAUUACACUGGUUCUGAACUUGCAGCUCGGAUCCUUCUUGAGUUCAACCGUGCCCUGCCUCGCUUCGUCAAGGUUUUGCCGACGGAUUACAAGAGAGUACUGGCUGAACAGAAGAAAAAGGCGGAAGAAGCCAAGAAGGCCGAAUACCCCCUGCCCCUGCUCCCUGGAAAUCCCGUCCGCAACCUUCACCAGGAACAGCGGGAGAUCUCUCAUGACAAAGAGGCCAAACAAAAGAAGGCCGAUAUGCUGGACAUUGAGGAAGGCAUUAACGGAGAUGCAGACAAGGCGAAGCAGAAGGCUGCUCUUGUCCUUGACAAGACUCGAGGGUUCAUGAAAUACUCUCGUCGAAGCGAGAAGUACCGGAGCGCCAAAACCCGAACCAAGGACUGGGCUGAGCUGUCCUCUCGUCUGAAUGAAGACGAGUUGAAGUACCAGUCGGCACGAUGCAUGGAUUGCGGCGUUCCGUUCUGUCAAUCCGACACCGGUUGUCCAAUCUCCAACAUUAUUCCCAAAUGGAAUGAGUUGGUCUUUUCUUCUGAGUGGAAAGACGCUCUCAACCGUCUCUUGAUGACAAACAAUUUCCCGGAAUUCACGGGUCGUGUUUGCCCUGCCCCUUGCGAAGGUGCUUGUGUUCUUGGCAUUAAUGAAGAUCCUGUCGGCAUCAAGAGUAUUGAGUGUGCAAUCAUCGAUAAAGGCUUCGAGAUGGGCUGGAUGGUUCCUCAGCCCCCUCCAGAGCGAACUGGCAAGACUGUCGCCAUCAUUGGUUCAGGACCGGCUGGUCUCGCCGCUGCAGAUCAACUCAACCGUGUUGGACACACAGUCACCGUGUACGAGAAAUCGGAUCGUGCCGGAGGCCUGCUCAUGUAUGGCAUUCCAAACAUGAAGUUGGACAAGCGCAUUGUACAGCGCCGUGUCGACCUCAUGGCUGCCGAAGGGGUCAAGUUCGAGACCGGUGUCAUGGUCGGACCAGGGGAGAAAGUCAGCCUCCAAUCCCUCCGUGAAAGCCAUGAUGCCGUUGUCAUUUCCACCGGUGCUCAGGUUCCCCGUGACUUGAAGAUCAAAAACAGAGAGGCCGAGGGCAUCCACUUCGCAAUGGAGUUUUUGCACGCGAACACCAAAUCUCUGCUUGACUCUGAGCUUGCUGACGGUCAAUACAUCUCAGCCAAAGACAAGCAUGUUAUCGUCAUCGGAGGCGGUGACACCGGAAAUGAUUGCAUUGGUACCUCGCUUCGACAUGGUGCCAAGUCCAUCACCAACUUUGAGCUUCUUCCACAGCCGCCUCCAGAGCGCGCCCGUGACAACCCAUGGCCACAAUGGCCGCGAAUCUACCGCGUUGACUAUGGUCACACUGAAGUGAAGCAGCACUAUGGCAAAGACCCUCGCGAGUACUGCGUUAUGACCAAAGACUUUGUGGUUGAAGACGGCAGGGUGGUUGGCAUCAACACGACCCGUGUGGAGUGGACCAAAGGAGCAACUGGUGCUUGGGAAAUGAAGCCCAAAGAGGGUAGUGAGGAAUACUUCCCCGCGGACCUGGUACUGCUCUCCAUGGGUUUCUUGGGACCGGACGAUCGACUGUUCGAGUCCGAAGUUGAACUCGACCCGCGCAAGAACAUCAAGACCCCCAAGAACCAGUAUAACACUAAUCUGCCAGGGGUCUUCGCUGCUGGAGACUGCCGCCGUGGCCAGUCUCUCAUUGUCUGGGGCAUCAACGAAGGCCGCCAGUGCGCUCGACAAGUGGAUUCCUUCCUGAUGGGCGAAAGUUCAGUGCUUCCUGUCACCGGAGGUAUUGUCCGCCGGGUUCAACACGAUGCAGUCCCCAAGUCAAAGGAGUCCAAGGCUCACAAGCAAGGUGACAUGGCUCACGCCGCGGAAGAAUACAAACGCGCUACCGACCUCCAAGCCGCUGCAUAAUGGUGCUGCGUCUUCUGCCAAGCCUGCGACAAUUCGAAUGUUCAGGACGGAUGCCAUUCAAAAAGUACACGAUUGUUUCAUUCACCUGGGUCAGUUGUAUUGCUGGGCAAUAUCAUGAACGCAGAUCUUUUUAUGGUCAACAUCACGGACAGGUGUCGGAUGUACGAUUGAGCAGGGAUUGGAACCAGAAUUUCAUGUGACGCUGGGUCAUGAUCUUGAUUUUUACGGUCGUUUACGACCAGAGCAGGGAGUUCUCCAUCAUCGGCAUUCACGAGGUUGCAGUCGUCGCGUUAUGCCGUUUGUCAUGGACAAUUGGGAGGCUAUUGAGAUUCGAGUUGUGAUUUGGAUUGUGAUGUUUCUUUCUGUCUUUUUGCUGGAGACCCGAGGAUUGGAAUCAGUCUGCCAAAUGCGGAAUGUAUCAACAUGACCAGCGGGACCGAGAUAUCUAGAUAGCAUGAAUUUGAAUUGGUAUAAAAGAGA